AUGGCGGCCCCGCUGGCGGCGGCGGGCGGCGGCGGCAGCGUCGGGGGAGCGGCGUCGGGAGCAGUCGGGAGUGGGGGCCGGGGGCCGGCACUGCGGGAGGGGGCGCGGGUGUCGGCGCUCUGCCUGGCCUGGUACGGGCUGAGUGCCGGCGGGAACGUGGUGAACAAGCUGCUGCUCGGCGGCUUCCCGCGGCCCGUUACCGUUUCGCUUUUCCACAUCCUGGGGCUGUGCGGGCUCCUGCCUCCGCUGCUGCGCGCUUGGAGAGUGCCGCCGGCGGGCCCGGCCCAGCUGCCGCCCCGCGCCUACCCUCGCUAUAUCCUGCCGCUCGCCUUCGGCAAGUACUUCGCCUCCGUCUCCGCGCACGUUUCUCUCUGGAGGGUUCCGGUUUCCUACGCGCACACAGUGAAGGCGACGAUGCCGAUCUGGGUGGUUCUGCUGUCACGGAUCAUCAUGAAGGAGAAGCAGACAACCAAGGUGUACUUGUCUCUGAUCCCCAUAAUAACUGGUGUCCUGUUGGCCACUGUCACGGAACUGUCCUUUGACAUGUGGGGGCUCGUCAGUGCACUUGCUGCUACUCUGUGUUUUUCACUUCAGAACAUCUUCUCAAAGAAGGUGUUAAGAGAUUCCCGGAUACACCACCUUCGGUUGCUGAACAUUCUUGGGUGCCAUGCUGUGUUCUUCAUGAUCCCCACCUGGGUUUUGGUAGAUCUCUCAUCCUUCUUAGUUGAGAAUGACCUGAGCACGAUGUCUCACUGGCCCUGGACCUUGAUGCUGCUUAUAAUCAGUGGAUUCUGUAAUUUUGCCCAGAAUGUCAUUGCCUUCAGUAUCUUGAACCUGAUCAGCCCACUCAGUUACUCUGUUGCAAAUGCCACAAAAAGAAUCAUGGUUAUCACCGUGUCCCUUAUCAUGCUUCGCAAUCCAGUUACAAGCACCAAUGUCCUUGGAAUGAUGACAGCAAUCUUGGGGGUCUUCUUAUAUAAUAAGACAAAAUACGAUGCAAACCAAGAGGCAAAGAAGCAGCUCCUUCCAGUCACAACUGGAGACCUUGUGAAUUUGGACCGGCACCGAAACGCUCCCGAGAAGUCUCAGAACGGACUCACAGCAUUUGCACAGCAUGGAGACUACCAGCACAGCCGAACCAGCGUCUUAACAGACCACUUCCAGUACAACCGGCAGAACUAUCCCACUGCCUACAACUUCAAUCGUUUUGAUAUCUAGAGUCCUGGCAGACAGGUAUAUAGACUGUGAUACCCAAGUGUCCCCAGCAUUACCAGAAACUUUUUAGUACAUCCAUGAAUGUAAAGCCAUUUAUUGUACAGCUCUUGCGGAAGGGAAGAUGCAUGGGGAGGGGAAGCGGUACAGACCCUUGGCUUCUGCUGAGCAGGCUGUAGGUGUGAGCAGCUGGGGCCACCUCUGGAGCUUACUGCAGAGUGCAGCCCUUGUCCACAGAUCCUGGGGAAAUGCCCAUACAAAACCACAGAGUGAAAUACCUGCUGCACUGCUCCUCCUUUUCAGUCUGUCAACUGAGUAUUCUUUUGGCAGAUCAGUUCUGGCCAGUAUUUUGUUUCCACGCUGGUAACAUCACCUUUAAUUUGUUCUUUCCUUUGUUUUAAUGAUACUUUCUUCUAAUGAAACAUUCAGAAAGAAGUGAAAUUUAAGGCAUCCUUCUGGUCACCAGGAUUUGUCUGUUGGAGGAGGCUGACUUUUAUCAGUUGCAGAUAGGUAGACCUGUAUUUGUCUCCAGCAACUACAAAACUCCAUGUGGGUAUCAACUGAUUUGUGCCUAUGCCUUCUGGUUAUGAUGACAGACCAGAAGUGUUGCUGAAAGAGCGGAUGAUGGGAUGAUUGAUCUCAUCAAGAAGCAUACUUCAGGUGUAGAGAAAUGGAAUUCUCUAAGAACGCUGAUGUCCCAGUCACUGUAGGUCACAAAUGUGGCUUACGGUCAUAAUUGUUCUCUGAGCAGUCCUGUAACUUCACCGUUGCUCUUCCUCAGCCAUACAGAAAACACCUCCACAAAUAAAGUGUUUGGAAUAAUGUGAUUAUUUUUACCGGCUUCAUGCCUGUUCUUAGAAAACUCUUCCGUUGCUUUCAGAAUGGAAUGGUUUCAGCUGUUUUCCGCUCCACUUCAUGCAUAAAUUACUCUCUCUCACAUGAUUCAUAUAUUAUGAAUGCACUGUUUUGAAUAAUCAUGAUCUCUAGUUGUUUCCCAAGUCUUACUUUUUUAGCUUCUAGUUGGGUUAAGUUUCUCAGUUCUUGCUGCUGGAGUUGCUGGGUGCUGUGUAGCCUGACUUCUGCUUUCCACUGAAAGAAGUUAAAUGUGUCCUGCUCUGUUCCUGCAGCUCUCCCAGCGCAGAGGAAAUUGUUCAGAAAAUAUGAUUUGAAUCGGCAGUAAAUAGAUAAUUUCUGAUCAAGAACUGAUUCUAUUAGUUAAUUCUAGACAAGUUGGUGGUUGUGAGUCAGAUACUGCAUUUGUGCUCGAAGGAACAGAUCCAACUGAAUGUUAGGUUCACUGAAGCAGGUGGUUACUGUCAUUGCUCUAGCAAAAUGAGAUUUUGGAGGCCACCUUAACA
Dryobates pubescens (Downy woodpecker) is the source of this 2570-nucleotide messenger RNA. RefSeq names its product solute carrier family 35 member E1 (gene SLC35E1). Gene Ontology annotation, molecular function: antiporter activity. The transcript is spliced from 6 exons. The coding region runs from base 1 to 1218 and encodes 405 amino acids. Gene Ontology annotation, cellular component: Golgi apparatus. Lineage: Eukaryota; Metazoa; Chordata; Aves; Piciformes; Picidae. The record is from RefSeq and is a predicted model, not a curated record.